Messenger RNA from Mesocricetus auratus (golden hamster), 1432 nucleotides. Its product is annotated as T-cell ecto-ADP-ribosyltransferase 2. Gene Ontology annotation, molecular function: NAD+-protein-arginine ADP-ribosyltransferase activity; NAD+ poly-ADP-ribosyltransferase activity. Bases 274 to 1107 code for a protein of 277 amino acids. The record is from RefSeq and is a predicted model, not a curated record. The transcript has 5 exons. NCBI's taxonomy places the organism in Eukaryota, Metazoa, Chordata, Mammalia, Rodentia, Cricetidae.
CAUCUAGCUUCCCUUUCAAAUCCAAUCUGAAACUGAAAGCAUGCUGUCCACAGGAUAAAAAGGACACAUCACUCACUGCCUUCUGCCACCUUGCUAGAAGAGGCCAGAGACCCAGCCACCGAAGAUCUGCUCAGAGUCUCAUUACAUCCUAGAAUAACCUGGGACUUGGGAUGCCCCUGCCUCUACCUCCCAAGGGCUGGGAUUAUAGAUGUGUUCUGUCAUAACUGGUUGUCUAGGAAGACUUCAAGUAUUCAGCUGUUUUUCAACGUGAAGAUGACACCAAAAAUUCUCAUGUUUCUCCUGACUUGGUUGUUAAGCCAGCAGGUGACAGACCUGACUGAGCCUUCCAAUCUGGACAUGGCUCCCAAUGCAUUUGAUGAUCAGUAUGAGGGCUGUGUCCAAGAAAUGGAGAUAAAAGCACCUCAGUUGUUAGAAGACGACUUCAACAUGAAUAAGGACUUAAAAGUUGUGUGGGAAAAGGCAGAGGAAAAAUGGAAGGAGAUAAAAAAGACAAGGAACUUUCCCAAAGGUUUCAGUGAUUACCAUGGAACAGCUUUAGUAACGUAUACUGGGGACAUCUACUUCAAUUUUAACAAAGCUGUUAGAGAAUUUACGGAAAAUCCCAGUAACUUUCAGUUCAAGGCCUUCCAUUACUACUUAACAAGAGCUCUUCAGCUUCUGAAUAACAAUAAUUGUUACACAGUUUACCGAGGCAUCAAGAAACAUUUUAAUUACAGUGGGAAGGGCCCUGUGAGGUUUGGGCAAUUUACUUCCGCAUCUUUGGAAGACAGAGUAGCUCUUGGUAGUUUUGGUGGUGCUAGUGGGACAAUGUUUACUAUCAAAACCUGCUUGGGGGUUCACAUAGCUGAAUUUUCCUACUACCCUCUUGAAGAGGAGGUGUUAAUUCCAGGCUAUGAAGUAUACCACAAAGUCAGUGUAACACCAAGUCGAAAGCUUAAUGACAAUAUUCUUCUGGAUGUCCCACAAAGAGGGAAAAGCAACUUCAAUUGCUUCUACAGCUCAGGAACCAGACACAGCCCUGCAUUCCUGUUGCUUGUGGUGCUACCUGGUCUCCUGGUCCAGCUGCUUCCUCUUGCUGAGCUGUAACAAUAGCUUUCCUGCAGUUCAUGGGGUUGAGUGCUGAAGGGAGGGCAAAGGGCUAGAACUGGGAAGGUUCUCUAAGGUCUGUGGUAAAAUGAAGUGGUGAUAAUUUUGGGGGGUAUCUACUUUAAUAUUCACGACUUCCACAGACUCUCCAGGAACUUACUGGGUCUGUCAGUGAAGCUUGAUUCUGACUUCAGAUUUACUACCCUUUGAUACUUUGCUAUGAUCAAAAAGCAAUGUUCAUCUGCAUCAUCAGCGCUAACAGCUUUAAAGCACACAAUGUGUGAUGAGUGUCACCAUCUAGUGAAAUAAACCAUGUAUAACCAUA